Molecule: messenger RNA, 483 nt
Organism: Penicillium diatomitis
Lineage: Eukaryota; Fungi; Ascomycota; Eurotiomycetes; Eurotiales; Aspergillaceae
Exons: 1
Coding region: 1-483 (160 amino acids)
Source: RefSeq, a predicted model, not a curated record
AUGGGGUCGGUCGUGGCGCGUCCUCCCGAGGAGGCCCAAGCCUCCUCUGCUCCUCAUCCCAUGAAUGUUUGUCGGCGGAAACGAUCCACGGUGGGGGCUUCGCGCAAGUUGGAAACGAUGUCACACUUCCGCUUUUCGGCUGCGGGGAAGGGAAGCUUUACCCCAAUCUGGCAAACUGGAGACCAAGCGGAUCCCAGCGUGUGCCCCGAGUCUCCGCCGCCACCAAAAGGGGAAGGUCUUCUGCCGUCGACAAUCGACAGGAAUCAAAGGACCAUGACCAUGCACAAUGACAACAGUCCAGUUGCUAUGCUGCGAUCUGGCAGCGCCCGUUCAUGGAUUACCGUGCAUCAAGAAAUAUCACCAUCGCGUUUCUGUAGUGGUCGUCCGGUGCAUCUCUAUCCUAAACUUUGUGGCAUUCUCGGAACGCCGACCGGAUGGACGCUAAGCGACGCCAUGGCUGAUGGUGCCGCUGCCCAACCAUGA